Brettanomyces bruxellensis is the source of this 1416-nucleotide messenger RNA. RefSeq lists its product as uncharacterized. Bases 1 to 1416 code for a protein of 471 amino acids. Lineage: Eukaryota; Fungi; Ascomycota; Pichiomycetes; Pichiales; Pichiaceae. Gene Ontology annotation, cellular component: preribosome, large subunit precursor; Las1 complex. Gene Ontology annotation, molecular function: endonuclease activity. The transcript has a single exon. Gene Ontology annotation, biological process: maturation of LSU-rRNA; maturation of 5.8S rRNA. The record is from RefSeq and is a predicted model, not a curated record.
AUGACCGAACUCAACAGAGAACCCCGCCUCACACCUUACAGAGACCCAUCUGAGUUGAAAAUACUUCACAGCUGGUUUUAUGACACUUCCAAACAAGAUAACAGAUCCAGAGCCGUCCAGAAGGUGUGUGGUUUCGCACAAGGAGGCGCCGUACCGCAUUCUAUUGAAAUCACUUCUCUUUUCACUUCUUCUAUCCUUCUUGAUGAAUGCUUAACCAAAAUUGGUGUUUAUGACGAUACAACAGUCAGAUUAAGCUACACAAUGGCCAUGAUCAAAUUCGUUAAUGGCAUUCUUGACCCCUACCAGCAAUCAAGCUAUGCUAUCAGCCUUCAUCGGUUGGCAGAACUGAUCAAAUUGCCCAGUUACUUCGUCGAGUUGCGCCACAUCGGCACUCACGAGCACAUCCCUACAUUGGAAAUGCUCAGGUGGAGUACCCGGCGCGCUUUGCAAUGGCUCGAUGAGAAUUAUUGGUGUCACGUGACACAUUUGAAUUUGAGAGAGGGCCGUCCUGUAUUUUUAAGGAAUGGGGACGAAAGAUUUGAAAAGAGAGCAGCCGUGAUUGGUGAGCUUCGUGAAAUAUUGCAUAAUUUAAAGGAGUUAAGGUUGGAGGAUUCUAGUUUAACGUAUAAAGAAGGAGAUAUGACUGGAGAUGGUAAAUUUUAUUGGGAAUAUCUAAAUCGAUUGAAGCAAAUAGCGCAAGAUAGUGAAGAAAUGAGGAAUUUGCUUGUGCAAGUAUUCAUAUUUGACCCGGACGGGAUCAUAUUGCGAUCCAAGAGCUUGAGUGAGCGAGCUGCAAAAUCUUUGCAUUUUCUAUAUAAACCAAUUCUUCAGGAUAUGGGGCCGGAAUUUGUGAUGCUUUUAUUCGGCAAACUAUAUGAAUUUAUGACCAAAAAUGAAUAUUUGGAGGUGGUGAACGAUGUUAACUUUGGCGAGGUCCUAGUAAAAGGUGAUGAGAGGUACAUGCUUCCGAGAAAUGAGGCUGAAUGUGUGCAGGGGAGAAAGUGGAUUGAAUAUAUGCUUAAGAACGUAUUUGUGUUUGGGAAAAAGCCGCAAAUUGUUAGAUUCAUCAAUGAGGAGAGUGCGGAAAAGAUUGUGAGACUGAUUUCGUUGCAAAAUAAUGACGAAAGUAUCCGCAUGCUUGAAUUUUUCAGAGACAAAAACAGUGAUGUGAUAAAAGAGGUGCCUGAACUAUCGAGCAAGAUAGACAAAGCAUUGGAAACAAUGAACAAGUUCAAACUUCCAGAUUUUAUGGUUCAGAAGCCGUCAAAACGAAAACUUGAUAGUCCAGCCAGCAUAAAGGCGUCGAAGCGCAAGAAGGUGAAGAGGAAUAUUCUAGAAAGAGCCAAAAGCAAAAAUUCUAUCUUUAAGAGAUAUGAUGAUUGGAUUCCGGUUCCAUUUGGAUGUCCUGGACUGUGA